AUGUCAAGCGUACCAAAAGCCGUCCUUUAUUAUUCUUCAGAGUCCAUAUGGUCUUCCGCCGUUCACCUCUCGUUAGAGGAGAAGGGAUAUGGAGCGGAUGAGGUCGAUCUUCGCGUUGUCGACUUGGGCGAGUUCUCGCUUACCAGACUGCAUGAUUCCGUAUACUCAACCAACUGUAACUCUUUAGACAAGGGUGAAAACUUUGCUCCAUCAUUCCUUCGUCUCAGUAACAAAGGCCUUGAAGUGACAACAUCCUUAGCAAUGGUCCCAACUUUGGUCGUUCCACUCCAGAAAACGCUAUCUGAGGACGUGGAAAGUCGGUACCGAGCGAUUACCGAAAGCAAGGCUAUCAUUGAAUUUCUUGAUAAAUCCCGCUCACCGUGGUCGCAAACCCAUACAACAUCCUCAGCUCCUGCACCAUCGUUGACUCCAGCGACUAUCGCCUUUACGGAAACUUCAGCCGAAUUGAUAGAACUCGUCCAUACCGAUGAAGUCAAUCCCAACAACCUCGAAUAUAUGAACGCUCGAGACACGGAUUCGUUGAAGAACUUGGCUCGUGAAAUGCUGCCGGUGUUGCAUACACGUAGAGCUGUCUUAUCAAAGUAUAUCUCUGAUGCUGACAGCGGCAAAAUCCAAAUUUCCGAGAAAACCACGGCGCUCUGGAAGGAGAAAAAGGCCGCGACAGAGGUACUGCUGGGGCUGUAUAAGAAUGCAGAUGUUUCAGAGUCUGCGUUGAAUCCAGAAGAGAAGUCCAAGAGAGCCGAGUACUUCGAAAUGGCGAGAUGCGCGCGCGCCUCGCUGGGUCGUGCUCUUCUCAGAUUACAGAAGGAUAUCAUCGGGCCCUUUGCUCUUGGGGACCAAUUGUCGAUUGCUGACAUGCACCUCUCCGCCUGGUUGGCAAGUAUAGUCAAGCUCGCCGGAGGCGCUGCGACAGACAAUGGCUCUGCGAUGGUUGGGAGACUACAGGAAUAUAUUGGAACGGAGUUCAUACUGGGAAAACAGGGUCGAUUGUCUCAGUACUGGGAAGCCAUGAAGGAGAGGCCCAGCUGGAAGAAGGUGUAUGCCGAAGGAUUGCAUUGA
Desarmillaria tabescens is the source of this 1080-nucleotide messenger RNA. RefSeq lists its product as uncharacterized. Lineage: Eukaryota; Fungi; Basidiomycota; Agaricomycetes; Agaricales; Physalacriaceae. The record is from RefSeq and is a predicted model, not a curated record. Bases 1 to 1080 code for a protein of 359 amino acids. The transcript has 6 exons.